Molecule: messenger RNA, 1690 nt
Organism: Apaloderma vittatum (bar-tailed trogon)
Lineage: Eukaryota; Metazoa; Chordata; Aves; Trogoniformes; Trogonidae
Gene: MCOLN3
Product: mucolipin 3
Exons: 13
Coding region: 1-1677 (558 amino acids)
Cellular component (GO): lysosomal membrane; plasma membrane
Molecular function (GO): NAADP-sensitive calcium-release channel activity
Source: RefSeq, a predicted model, not a curated record
AUGGAAAAUCCUGAAGGGGCUCUGAGCAGCUGCAGUGCCCACGCUGAUGAAAACCUUCGCAGCUACAAACGACACCUGUCAGUAUCACAGGAGGGGCUUUUGGAGGACCAGCUUAGAAGGAAAUUAAAAUUUUUCUUCAUGAACCCGUGUGAGAAAUUCAAGGCCCGGGGAAGGAAACCUUGGAAACUUGGGAUUCAGCUACUCAAAAUAGCAAUGGUAACUAUUCAGCUGGUGGUUUUUGGAUUGAGCAAUCAAAUGGUAGUUGCCUUCAAAGAAGAGAACACUGUUACAUUCAAACAUCUCUUCUUGAAAGGAUACGUGGACAGAAUGGAUGAUACCUAUGCUGUGUACACGCAAACAGAUGUCUAUGACCAGAUAUUCUUUGCAGUGAAUCAGUACUUACAGCUGCCCAAUAUUUCUGUUGGAAACCACGCCUAUGAGAAGAGGGGAGCAGAAGAGACAGCUCUGGCCUUGUGUCAGCAGUUCUACAAGCGAGGAACCAUCUGUCCUGGAAAUGACACCUUUGAUAUAGACCCAGAGAUUGUGACUGACUGCUUGUACAUUGAGCCAACGACGCAGCUGAACAACACAACAGUGGGGAAACACAAUUUGAAUUUCACACUGGAUUUCCACAGGCUGGUGGCGGUGCAGCUCAUGUUCAGUCUGAAGGCAAUCAACCUCCAGACCGUUCGUCACCACGAGCUCCCUGACUGUUACGAUUUCACUCUGACGAUAGUGUUUGAUAAUAAAGCACAUAGUGGAAGAAUUAAAAUAAGGCUAGACAACGACAUAGCAAUCAGGGAAUGUAAAGACUGGCAUGUUUCUGGAUCAAUACAGAAGAACACUCAUUACAUGAUGAUCUUCGAUGCUUUUGUUAUAUUGACUUGUCUGGCCUCCUUGAUCCUCUGCACACGAUCAGUGAUUAAAGGAAUUUGGCUCCAAAGGGAAUUUGUAAGCUUUUUCCUAAAUAAUUAUAAGAAAGAAGUAUCUUUCAGUGAUCAAAUGGAAUUUGUCAAUGGAUGGUACAUCCUGAUUAUAGUUAGUGAUAUCUUAGCUAUUGUUGGAUCAACUCUAAAGAUGGAGAUACAAGCCAAGAGUCUGACGAGUUAUGAUGUCUGUAGCAUACUCCUAGGAACCUCCACUAUGCUUGUGUGGCUUGGAGUCAUUCGCUACCUAGGUUUCUUUCAGAAGUAUAAUCUUCUCAUCCUCACACUGCGAGCAGCCUUACCCAACGUGAUGAGGUUCUGCUGUUGUGCUGCUAUGAUCUACCUGGGCUACUGUUUCUGUGGGUGGAUUGUACUGGGGCCAUACCACGUGAAGUUUCGCUCUCUGAACAUGGUUUCUGAAUGCCUUUUUUCAUUGAUCAAUGGAGAUGACAUGUUUGCCACCUUUGCAAAAAUGCAGCAGAAAAGUUACUUGGUUUGGUUAUUCAGUAGGAUCUACCUCUACUCCUUCAUCAGUCUGUUCAUCUAUAUGGUGCUCAGUCUCUUCAUUGCACUCAUUACAGAUACAUAUGAAACUAUCAAGCACUACCAGCAAGAUGGCUUUCCGGAGACAGAACUUCAGACAUUUAUGUCACAGUGCAAAGACUUACCAAACUCUGGCAGGUACAGGUUAGAGGAGGAGAGUUCUGCAUCCCUCUUCUGUUGUUGUAAUGGUUGUAGUGAACAUAAUUAAUGGACUGUGGGAG